Drosophila biarmipes is the source of this 2509-nucleotide messenger RNA. RefSeq lists its product as uncharacterized. Lineage: Eukaryota; Metazoa; Arthropoda; Insecta; Diptera; Drosophilidae. Bases 149 to 2461 code for a protein of 770 amino acids. The transcript has 3 exons. The record is from RefSeq and is a predicted model, not a curated record.
UUCGUGACCAGAGGCGGGCGUAUUUCUGAUUCCAAAUUCAUAUUCAUAUUCGAUAUUAAUAAAUCCUCGGCGGCUGCUAUUGGAGACCCCAGUUCCCGGUCCGAUCGGCAUGAUUCGGCGAUUGUCUGGCGAGCACUGAGAAGAAGUCAUGGGCUGUGCCAGCAGCACUCCCAUGGUUGCAACGGCGGGCAGCGAAAUGCUGAAAGCCGCCAGCCAUGUCAAGCAGAAGGGCGAGGCCGUCGUGGAAGACGCCUCUGAGACGCUGACCACCACUUUGGACACGGCCAAGGAGACCGUUGGAACGGCGGUGGCGGGAAUAACCAACGAGCUGGGCAACGCCUUCAAGGAGGGCACUCAGGCUCUGGACGAGGCCAAGCACAAGGUCAUGGAGGGCCUGCAUCUGGAAGAACCAAAGGAAACCGAGGAGAAAACAGAUCCUGAAGAGGCUACUAUGAGCACUUCCCGGGCUCCAACUCCGCAACUAAAAGAGGAAGAUGCAGAUAGCCUGAAGACCUCUACGCCGGAACCGGAAAUCGAAAGGGCUCUGGCCAACGAGGAGGAGAGUCCGCCCAGUCCGAAACCCACGCUGCAGGAGAUGGUUCAGCUGAGCGCCGAGGUCUCCCUGGUGGCAGAGGCAAUAGCACCUCCUGCCGCAGAAUCAACCGAAUCAACUGCACCUGAGGUACCCGCACCUGCAACCUCAACCGAAUCCUCCGCCCCCGUGGAAAGUCGUAAAGUUCGUCGUAAAAAGGACAAAGAGCCGCAAAGACCCAGUACCACCGAGUGGGAGAAGUUCGCGGACCAGUUGGCCAAGAGCAAGAAGUUCAAGCCCUACGAGAGUUUCGCCCAUAGUCAGAACAAGUUCUCCGUUUACCAGGAUUACACAAGCCUGCGGGACAAGCCGAAUCACUACGAUGGUCAUUUCAGUGGCGGAAACUCGCUGAGUGCCUCCCAGUCGGAUCUGUCCAGUGGUCACAUAACUCCCGCCCCCACUCGUCGGGGUCAGCGGGAGUUCGCCAAGUUCGUGGGCUCCGAGCAGCCGGGCAGCAUUUCACGCUCCAGUUCCAGGCUCUCGAACCCCGCCACUUCCAGGACCUUCGACUUCAAUCCCCAACGCGAACGCAUCAGUCUUCCAGUCACCACACGCAUUGGUUCCGGUAUCCAAAGAACUCCCGCGGAAAGGAUUUCCGGUUGGGGCAGAGGAAGGCCCACUCCUUUGGCGGAGGAACCCGGUUAUGGACGCAGGAUGAGCACGGGGGUCCUCCAACAGCACCUGCGACCUGAGAGGGAGAAGUUCCUGAGCACUGGUAGCCGCCGAGCAGUACAUCCCAGUACCCCAAUAAGGGACGCUAAAAGGGAAAAGACCUCCAAGAAACAGCCUGCCAAGAACCUUUCUUCUAGAGAGUCGUCUUACUUGGAGUUUGAUUCUCACAGAAUCGACAAAAGUCCACUAACGAUAACCAAACCUAUUUCAAGGGAUAUGGUCCGCUCCAGAGAACCAUCUUUCCAUGAAUUUGAUUCCAUAAAGGCACAUAAGAGUCCGAUUAAAGUAUCAAAUUUAACAAAGGAAACGCAGACUGCAUCUUCUAAGGAUUCCAAGCUCUUAAAAGCUGACCAAAGCCCCAUGAGAAUAAAAAAACCUUCGACCCAGGAGGUCGUAAGAUCUAGAGAGCCCUCCUAUAUUGAAUUCGAUUCCUUAAAAGGUGAUCAGAGUCCGCUGAGGGUAAAAUCUUUGGCAAAGGAAGUAUUUCGAUCUAUACAGCCGUCCUACAUUGAUCUUAAUUCCUAUAAAGCAGAUAAAAGUCCCUUCAGAAUGCCACAGACUGUAGUAUUAAAUGAAGAUUCUAAGCUAGAAGAAAAGGAAACCAAUGAUCAUCAUACUUCCCUCGAGCAACUACCUCAGACAGAUCUCAGCCCAAGUGAGGAAACUCACACCCCAACCAACCAACUUUUAUCCUCUGCAUCUCGUACACCUCAAAAGAUGAAAAACCCUGUGGAAAAGGCCAAGGUUUCCACUUCAAAGAGACCAUCACCUUCAGCUUCGCGUGCUUCCAGCGCUAGAUCUUCAGACAGCAGCAACUUAGAUGUGAUAAUCCAGCCCAUGAGCAGUCUGAACACACCCAGUAUCAAGUCCUUUACCCAGUCACCAGAUCAAGUGGUAAUGGAGGGCUACGAGGAUUCCGACUUGGAGGCAGCGCUGGCCAGGCUGGAAAUCCUGAGAGGAUCCACGGCCACUCUGCAUUCGCUGAGAUCCUGCAGUCCUGGCAAACACACCUACACAGCUUCCCUACUGAGUUCCCGACGAACUUCGCCUUGGGUGAACCGCAAGAACUACGGAGGCACUAUAGCCAAGGAAAAGAAACCAUCUACAUUGGUGGAUGGUCCCAGGAAAUCCUCAGAGACCAGCCAUCAAGCCCUCGAACGCUGCGAUAUUUGCUAUAAUGAGUUUAUUAUAAACUAAAAGUUUACAUCUAUAUAAAUUUGUCUAAAAUUCUUUUCUAAUUAAAAU